Messenger RNA from Ipomoea nil (Japanese morning glory), 1555 nucleotides. RefSeq lists its product as uncharacterized. Lineage: Eukaryota; Viridiplantae; Streptophyta; Magnoliopsida; Solanales; Convolvulaceae. The transcript is spliced from 6 exons. The record is from RefSeq and is a predicted model, not a curated record. The coding region runs from base 231 to 1178 and encodes 315 amino acids.
AUUUUUUUCUCUCCCCACUCUCUCUUUCCCUCACAAUAUUUUCUCUGUUCUCUCUCCCUCUCCCUCUCUCUCUCUGUCUGUCUGUUUCGGUUCUGGUUUUCAUCCUCUGUUUGACAGAGCUUGUAUAGAGAGAGAAAUUGCAAGCCUCUUUCUCUCUCUGUCUCCCUCUCUCUCUCUCUCUCUCUCUCUUUCCCUUUCUGCGGUUUCUUGAUUUUGUCUCUCUAAGAAUCAUGGCUAUGGACAGGAGCUCAAUGCAAUCGAAUCUUGUUCGCUUUCUGGAUUGCACCACCCCUCAAGUCCCUUCCCAGUUUUUAGCUAAGAAUGAGAUUGGGAGCCUCAAUAGGCUCUGGCAUCCACUGGAGAGAGAGGGGUUUGAAUACUUUACAUUGGGUGAUCUUUGGAGCUGUUAUGAUGAAUGGAGUGUUUAUGGCGCUGGAGUUCCAGUCAGAUUGGACACCGGGGAAACCAUAGUUCAGUAUUUCGUGCCUUAUUUGUCUGCCCUUCAAAUCUUCACAAGCAGUGCCUCUGCAAAUAGUCUAAGGGACGAAAGUGAUUCGUCCUGUGAGACGAGGGAUUCGUUUAGUGAUUCCUUCAGUGAUGAGAGCGAGAGCGAGAAGCUCUCGAGAUGGGACGGGUGUUCCUCCGAGGAGGGUAUGCCCGAGCAUGACAGCCUCUUGCAACUAAAUUAUAGAUUGGGGUACCAAUACUUCCAGUAUUUCGAGCGUUCUACCCCGUAUGGAAGAGUUCCUCUCAUGGACAAGAUUAAUGGCUUAGCUCAAAGGUACCCGGGAUUAAUGUCUCUAAGAAGUGUAGACCUUUCACCCGCUAGUUGGAUGGCAGUUGCUUGGUACCCGAUAUAUCACAUUCCCAUGGGAAAAACCAGUAAGGACUUGUCUACUUGCUUUCUCACAUUCCACACCCUCUCGUCGUCUUUUCAAGAUAUGGACCUCGAUGAUGACUUGAGCGGUCGUAUGAGGAAGCAGAAAGCGGGGGAAAGCGUUCCCCUCCCGCCUUUCGGCUUGGCCUCGUACAAGUUGCAAGGGGACGUGUGGAUUUCAGACAAAAACGGGAAGGACCAAGAGAGGCUGGUGUCGCUGCUUAGCGUUGCGGAUUCUUGGCUAAAGCAGUUGGGGGUCCAACACCAUGAUUUCAACCACUUCAUCGGGAUUCGCAGCUGAUGAAACCGCGGGCAAUGUUCUCUAGAGCACGCGAGAUGAAUGAACUAACCGGGGACAGAGAAUCUCCUUUUGCUAAUAUUCCUAGCGCGAAUUUUAACUGUUUUUUGUUUUUUUUUUUUUUUUUUGUUUUUUUUUUUUUGAAGACUUGUGUAUAUAGAGGGUUGAAUUUGUGUCCUGGAGAUUACAGUUUUAAUGUGAGAGAUAGAGAGUGAAGGGGAGAGAGAGAGGCCAAACCUCCAUGGAGGCUCUUUUAACUUUUUGGUGUAGUAGUGCACUAUGUUCAUGAGAUUGUUAGUGCUUUUGACCUCACAACUUUUUGUGAACAUCUAAUAUCAGCUUUCAGUCUGCACAUCUACUAAUUGAGGUGUAUAUUAACU